AUGGACUCUGUUAAAUCGAGCGAAAGUUUGCGAGAAGCGUUGUCUGAAACAGAAACGAGCAGUUGGAGCACGGGAAUUCUGCACAUUGGAAGAGCAUUACUGGAAGCAGCGAGGCACAAUGUUGCCCUGGAUAUUCCUCCUCAUUCAGAUUUCGUAGGUGAUGAAAAAGCAAAUGACAAACAACAGAAUGGAACUGUGUUAAACAUCAAUAAUGAGUGUGAUCAAGGUGCAGUCUUAUUGGAAGGCAAUAAAAUGGUACAGUUACAUUCAAUAACUCGUAUCCUUCAUUAUCAUAUCAGUGGUUUCUUAAGAAAUAAUCAGUUUCAUGGCAUUCCUUUGCAGGUUAAACUGGACUGCUUUGAAUUCGCACAAAUCUCGCCGUAUUUCCGUGCGGCAUUCUUUGGAAACUUUGAAGAAGCAAGAACGAAACAGAUCAUGUUCGGUGAUCCUGAGUCGGAUAAAUUUUUGAAUUGUUUGGAAUUUGUUCGACAUUUGAUCAGUGACGAUAAAGAGAACAUUGAUCCAUCGCUCACAUCGAUCAGUAUCGAAAAAGCUCUCGAAGUAAAUUUGAUUUGGAUAUUGGAUAGCAGUAUUGAGACUGUUCAUUUUCAGUUACUGGAUAUUGCCUCAUAUCUUCUGAUAGAACCGGCACUUCAGGUGUUGUCAGAUCGAAUCAUAGGCAUAACACCAGCAUCGAAAUUAGUUGCUGUUUAUCAUUAUGCUGAGAAUCGCUAUCAUCCACUUGCAAAACGGUUAUGGGACUUGAUUGUUCGAGAAUUUGAUAAACUCCUGGCGGGCGACGCAUACUUCGACCUGACAGAAGAAGAGAUUAUAAGACUGCUUAAAGAUAAACAUCUGAAUAUUGGACGUACUGAAGAAACGGUAAUGGUUGAACGCUGGAUUAAGGAAAAUCGUUGGAAUGGAAACAGUGUUGACAUUUUACAACGGUUUCUGGAUAACGCGAAGAAUACUGGCGUUGGAUAUUAUGAGUUUGGUUCGAGGAUACCGAAUAGUGUCCUCGUUGCGAGUGAUAUACAGUUAUUUGAAACACCUCGGGCAUAUCACGGUGUUGUGAACACUGGAAAGGAUCUGUUUACGAUUGGAGGAUUCAAUGGGACGAAUUAUUAUCGCUCGACAAGAAAAUUCAAUUUAGAUACACAGGAACUGGUGGAGAAAGCUCCAAUGUAUGACCAACGCUGUUAUGUGGCUUGUGCACGAUUGAAUGAAAAUCAAAUUGUUGCGUUAGGAGGUUUUGCCUUUAAUAAACUAACUCUAAGGAGUGACGGUCAUUGCAUAGUCAAUGAUGAUAAAAUCUAUGCGAUCGGUGGNGAGGGGAAUCAGCAUCAGUCAUAUUUAAAACUUGCAAAUUCCUAUCGGUAUUCCGAGCGCUCCGGAGUUCGGGCUGCAGUUGUGGAGGGAGCACUUUGUGUAUGUGGUGGUUUCGACGGAUCAGUUCGGUUGAACUCAUGUGAAUUUAUUGAUUUACGAGAAGGACAUUGGCAUUCUUUGCGACCAAUGAGCAAUCCGAGAUCGAAUUUUGGUAUCGAAACACUGAAUGAUCAAAUUGUCGUAGCUGGAGGGUAUGCGGGUGCAGUUGGUACCAUCUCCGAGGUGGAACAGUUCGACUUUAGAGCGGAUGCGUGGCUGCCUCUGCCUUCGAUGAGCAUGCGACGAUCUGCUGUUUACUUGACCAGAAUCGAUAGCCAUCCUAUUAUUGAGAAACUUGUUAGACCGAGUGGUAAUAAUACCAACAACAAUAUGAUUAGCAAUAUUAAUAUGAUGAAUAAUAACCACGAUAACAAUAAUAACAACAACGAAAAUAAUAUUGACGAGAUUGAUUAA
This is a messenger RNA of Anisakis simplex (herring worm), 1842 nucleotides long. Lineage: Eukaryota; Metazoa; Nematoda; Chromadorea; Rhabditida; Anisakidae. The record is from the annotation of a GenBank genome assembly.